Spizellomyces punctatus DAOM BR117 is the source of this 792-nucleotide messenger RNA. RefSeq lists its product as uncharacterized. Gene Ontology annotation, biological process: ribosomal small subunit assembly; translation. Bases 61 to 501 code for a protein of 146 amino acids. The transcript has 3 exons. Gene Ontology annotation, molecular function: structural constituent of ribosome; RNA binding. The record is from RefSeq and is a predicted model, not a curated record. Gene Ontology annotation, cellular component: cytosolic small ribosomal subunit; ribosome. NCBI's taxonomy places the organism in Eukaryota, Fungi, Chytridiomycota, Chytridiomycetes, Spizellomycetales, Spizellomycetaceae.
CGCUGGACGUUUUGACCUUCCCUCUCUCUCGGUUGCAGCACAAAUCUCCACAUUUUAACAAUGUCCAGUGGAGGUGUCACCGUCAAGGACGUUAGCGCCCACGACUUUGUCAAGGCCUACGCUGCCUAUCUCAAGCGGACAGGAAAGCUGGAGGUGCCAAAAUGGGUUGACCUUGUCAAGACCGGCACAUACAAGGAACUCGCUCCUUACGACCAGGACUGGUACUACAUCCGUGCUGCCUCGGUUGCUCGUCACGUCUACCUCCGCAACGGUGUCGGUGUCGGUGGAUUGAAGAAGAACUACGGUGGUCGUCAGAACCGUGGUAACCGUCCUCACCACCACUCUAGCAGCUCUGGAUCAAUUGCUCGCAAGGUCAUGCAGUCUCUUGAGAAGAUCAAGGUGCUCGAGAAGGACCCCAACGGUGGUCGUCGUAUCUCCCAGGAUGGUCAGAAGGAUUUGGACCGUAUCGCUGCUCAGAUCAUCCGCGCCACCCAGGCUUAAGCGUCCAUUUCUUACCUGUUUAGAUGCGCCGGUGCGGUGGGGUACGGUGCUGCUCUGUCUGCUCAAUGUAAUUUGUUGUACAAUAUUAUUUUAAUGGGGUUUCAGCCAUUAAGUUGAGUUUUGCGCAAUGACGGAGUGUGCAUGGAAUGAAUGUGAUAUUAUCAAUACUAGUGUAAAAUGCACUCGACUUGAUUUUAUGCAAAGGGCCUUGGGUGGAAGGAGGCAUAGGGCCAAGAUUAUCUCACUACCCGCAAACAUGCGGUACAAUAACAUCGACCGUCCUUCUCCUUC